UACCACUUAUUUUCCUCCUCUCCCACUCACUCUUCCAAUUUUAUUUCCUUUGAAGCAUACAACAUAGCUGCUUACUGGCUGUUUGACGAAAAACAUCCAUAGUGUGGCUUUUACAGAUUGUACUGGAAGGGUACAUAGCCAAACUGUGGGAGCUGCUCAGUCGAUACACAAUUCCUUCUACAGAAUCUCUCCGCAAUGAAUUCGUUAAAAUGACCUAUUCCAAUGGCAGGGGUUUAUUAACUGUGCAAUAGCACAAGUUGAAAUGUGUGAGAAAUAAGGUUAAAUGUAAAGAGGAUCAUUAAUGCCCUUGUCCACCACCCACCGGCUGGAAAUUGUUUCCCUAAACUUAGUAUGUUGUUAGCAUAUAGGUCAACCUUGCUUUAGUGUAACUGGGAGGGCUCUGCAGAGUGAUAUAAUUGCAGAGACUGAGAAAGAGUAUAAUUACUCCACAAAAAUUCCAGACUCAAAUUAAACAGAACAUGAUUGGUAUGCAUGCACACAAAAUGUGAUAUUUUAAAACCUUAUUUUUUUUACAUUAGGUGCAUAUCAUUUUAGGAACGUCGGUUGUGUGUGUGUGUAUUUGUCUGAGGUUUGUCUGCGUGUGCUUACAUGCUCCAUGUGUAUUUGGGUAUCUGGGCGUUAAACACAAUAUGUAACUACAUCAUGUGUAAUAAAUGUACUGCAUACAAGUGGAUGACACUAAAAUGGUAUAGUAGGCAUGAUUAACCCAUGCCUCCAGAAUAGGUAUGACGUUUUGUUCCCAGUUGUAUGCCUCAAUUAGUAGCUUAACCUAUAGCUCAUCUAUGCUUGAAUUGAAAAGAAAGUCUAUGAACACAGUCAUACAUUGUCACACAUUGUAAACUCUACCGUUUUGGAACACAUUGGAUUGUUAGGGGUUGUUGCUGUCAGGAUCUCUAAAUAUCAGUUUUUGGGGUGUUUUUUCCCAGAGAGAACUCUACAUGAAUGGCUAACUUUGCUAAUGACUGCAUGCAUAGUGUGUAGCUACUGGUGUAAUUUGUGUGGCGCGGGGGCGUUCUCUCCAGACAUACUCAAACAAUACGAGAAAAUAGGACUGCAUGAGCCCGGGCAAUAUAGUUACUUCACUUUCACAGCGCUCAGGCAGCCAUUCUAAAAACACAUUCAUAGUUCAGUUGACUAGGAGGCUAGGGGACGUAAAAAAGGUGUAAAUAAAAACAGCCGUCCCCAUAGAGACAAGGCGUUCUUCACACCAGAGUUUUUGGAUCAAUCACGCAGACAGUGGCUUCUUUUGAUUAAACCCCAAAUUGUCAUUGGGCAGAAGUUAUCAUGUGACUUGGCUCCAAUUUCAACCAUGUCUCCAUGAAUUCAAUAGUUUAAUAGCUGUUCGGUCACCAUACGGCCGUAAUCAGUGAAUUUGAAAAAAAUGCCACCACCUCUUUCUCAUUGAGCCGCUACAUUUAUAAAAAUACGCGCAGCAAACUUUCCUCGGCUCUCAGCGAGCGGAGAUGAAUUACGAAUUCGAGCGAGAGAGCGGUUUUAUCAAUAGUCAGCCUUCGCUUGCUGAGUGCCUGACAUCUUUCCCCCCUGUCGGUGAUUCAUUUCAAAGUUCAUCAAUCAAGAGCUCGACGCUUUCACACUCGACACUGAUUCCUCCUCCUUUUGAGCAGACCAUUCCCAGCCUCAACCCAGGCAUCCACCCGAGGCAUAGCCGGCCCAGACACAGCCCCGAUGGAUGCAUCCCGCUGCCCACUGCCUCCCUACCCCCGGAAUACCCCUGGAUGCGAGAGAAGAAAGCCUCCAAGAAGAAUCACCUGCCGACUUCCACCGCGACUGCCAUAACGAGUGGACUUGUAUGCUUCUCCCCGGAAGGUUCGCCGGAGAUUCUAGAGAGUGGAGGAGAGGGUUCCCGGCGGUUGAGGACUGCGUACACCAACACACAGCUCCUGGAACUGGAGAAGGAGUUCCACUUCAACAAGUAUCUGUGCCGACCGAGAAGGGUGGAGAUAGCCGCCCUGCUGGACCUCACCGAGCGGCAGGUUAAAGUAUGGUUCCAGAACCGGCGCAUGAAGCACAAGAGGCAGACCCAGUGCAAGGAGAACCACAAUGGCGAAGGGAAAGAGCCGAGUGCUGAGGACAGGACCCAGAGCGACGAGGAGGAGGAUGAGGGCUCGGUGUUUGAGCAGAGCCUCAAUAUAGUGACCGGGGCCCUUAUGGAGAGAGGGGCCUGUUCCUUUCAGCAGAACUCACUCAGUACUUCCCAGCAGCUCCAGAAUGUUGGCCCGCACAAUGGCGUGGCCCAGAGUUACACAGUUUUACCACUGAGCAGCAAUGACAAAAAUCUGAAGCAUUUCCCCAACCCGUCACCCACUGUUCCAGGCUGCGUGUCAACAAUAGGGCCCGGCUCUGCACCUGGCCAGGACAAUGGCGGUAGUCCCGCGGCCCUGGACGUCUCGAUACAAGACUUCCAAGUAUUCUCCUCGGAUUCUUGCCUUCACUUCUCUGAUGCCACCUCGCCUAGUGUGUCAGAAUCCCUGGACAGCCCCGUGGACAAUCUGGACAUAUCUACCGACAACUUCUACUUUUUCUCGGAGUCAUUAACUACAAUUGACUUACAGCAUCUGAGCUAUUGAAAUCAAUGAAAAAUAGAGCGAGACUUUCAACCUGGAACAUUUAAAGAUAGAAAAAAACUCCGGUAUUAACUAUGAAGUAAAUGUUGGUGGUUGUUUGAUAUGAUCGGCACAUUUCCUUUUUAUUGAUGAAUUGAUUAGGCCUAGUCGAUUAAUUCAAGGUAAGAGUCUGGAAAAAUAUACCAUUGUGGCCUGCAAUUACAAUAACACAAUGAUUUCUUAAGAUGCAAUAAUAUGGGUAUGUGAAAAGUUGCACAAUAGUAUGAAUUCUGGUCAUUUUAUUUUUGUAUAGCUUACAGUGCCAUGGAUAUUUUUGUUAGAAUAAAUCUGACUUGCUAUAAGGAACUUGCAAGAUUGUGUUUUGUUAUUAUUAUCCAAACCUUUUUAUCAAGUGUAAAGUGUAUUUUUGAUCAAAUGAAUUUUUAUCAACCCCCCAAAAUAGAAAUAAGGCAUUACCAAUCGAUACAAUGUUUAGUAGCUCAUUCUGAAUACAAAUUUACUCGAAUUAAUUUGCAAGUCAAAAUAGUGUGAUGAAAGCAGGCCAAUAUAGCCGUAUGUCGGAGUAUAAAUCCUAUAGUUAUUCUAAUAAAUGCAUGGUUUAUAUUCUAUUAUAGGCUAAGCAUAAAUGUUUAGUCGAUAAAAACGAACCUUCAUCGUGGAGGCCUUGAGCCCUUGAUAUUGUAUUCUGUUUAUGUUAAUUAAAAUUAGCACCCUUUUCAUGAUUUUUCAGUGAUAUAAAUAGCUAUGCAAUUUGAGAA
Molecule: messenger RNA, 3364 nt
Organism: Oncorhynchus kisutch (coho salmon)
Lineage: Eukaryota; Metazoa; Chordata; Actinopteri; Salmoniformes; Salmonidae
Product: homeobox protein Hox-A2a
Exons: 2
Coding region: 1485-2609 (374 amino acids)
Biological process (GO): regulation of transcription by RNA polymerase II
Cellular component (GO): nucleus
Molecular function (GO): DNA-binding transcription factor activity, RNA polymerase II-specific; RNA polymerase II cis-regulatory region sequence-specific DNA binding
Source: RefSeq, a predicted model, not a curated record